UCAUCUCUCUUGCCUCUGCAUACCCCUCUCCUCCAUUACCAUCGGCCUCUCUGUCCCUCUGUCUGUCUGUGCAUCCGUCCUGGUGUUCUAGAGGAGGACCCCUCGGAGGAUGACUCUAUCAAGGGUUCACUGGGCACGGAGCCCUCCUACCCUCCUCAGCUUGCACCUCCACCAGGCCCUGAAGACCCACUGUCCCCAAGCCCUGGGCAGCCCCUGCUGGGCUCCAGCCUGGGUCCUGAUGGGCCAAGGACUUUCUCACUGUCCCCCUUCCCCAGCCUGGCAUCUGGGGAGAGGCUGGCUGGGGACCCGCUGCUGCCCAAGCACAUAAUGGGCCCGGCUGCCUUCAAAGGGGAAGCAGGCAACCUGCUGGCAUUCCCACCGGCCUUAUAUGGCAGUGCCAAGCCUCCAACGGCUCCCGCCACCUCAGUACUCGGCCCUGAGCCGGCUGGAGCCCCAGAGCCUGUGGACGGGGCUGGGCUAGAGGAGGAGCAGCUGGACACGGCCGAGAUCGCCUUCCAGGUGAAGGAGCAGCUGCUGAAGCAUAACAUUGGCCAACGUGUGUUCGGUCACUAUGUGCUGGGACUGUCGCAGGGCUCGGUGAGUGAGAUCCUGGCACGGCCCAAGCCCUGGCGCAAGCUCACGGUGAAGGGUAAGGAGCCCUUCAUCAAGAUGAAGCAGUUCCUGUCGGACGAGCAGAAUGUGUUGGCCCUGCGCACCAUCCAGGUGCGGCAGCGAGGCAGCAUCACCCCGAGAAUCCGCACACCUGAGACAGGCUCGGAUGACGCUAUUAAGAAUAUCCUGGAGCAGGCCAAGAAGGAGAUUGAAUCUCAGAAGGGAGGUGAGCCCAAGAACUCCACAGCCUCUGUGAGCAUCUCCAACGGCACAGCCUCCUCCAGCACAUCGGAAGACGCCAUCAAGAACAUUCUGGAACAAGCCCGCCGAGAGAUGCAAGCCCAGCAGCAGGCCCUGCUGGAGAUGGAGUCAGGACCCAGGGGCCGCUCUGUGCCUCCCUCUCCUCCAGAGCGACCCUCACUGGCCACUGUGAGCCAGAAUGGGGCCCUGGCCUGCGUGAAGCGGGAGGAUGGCGGCGGUGGCUGCAGCAGCAGCAGCAGCAGCAGCAGUGCGCAGGCGCCACUUGCUGUCCUGUCCCCGGCUGCGUUUGUCCAGCGGAUCAUCCGCAAGGUGAAGUCCGAAAUUGGUGAUGCCGGAUACUUUGACCACCACUGGGCAUCGGACCGUGGCCUGCUCAGCCGUCCCUACGCCUCCGUGUCGCCCUCCCUCUCCUCCUCUUCCUCCAGCUACUCUGGACAGCCCAAUGGGCGAGCCUGGCCCCGUGGGGAUGAGGCAGCCAUCGCCCCUGAGGACGAAGCAGCCAUGGGCGAGGAUGAGCACCCCAGAGUGGGAGAACUCAAGGCCGAGGCCGGGGUCCCCGAGGUGGGUGGUGGGCGGCUGCCCUACUACCCAGCCUAUGUGCCUCGCACACUCAAACCCACGGUGCCGCCCCUGACGCCUGAGCAGUACGAGCUGUACAUGUACCGGGAGGUGGACACGCUGGAGCUAACCCGCCAGGUCAAAGAAAAGCUGGCCAAGAACGGUAUCUGCCAGCGAAUCUUUGGGGAAAAGGUCCUGGGACUGUCCCAGGGCAGCGUAAGUGACAUGCUGUCACGGCCAAAGCCAUGGAGCAAGCUGACACAGAAGGGCCGAGAGCCCUUCAUCCGCAUGCAGCUGUGGCUGUCAGACCAGUUGGGCCAGGGCCAGGCCCCAACCCAGCAGCCCAGUGCCACGCAGGCCAGUCCCACUGAACCGAGGUCCUCGCCAUCACCUCCCCCAAGCCCCACGGAGCCUGAAAAGACUUCCCAGGAGCCCCUGGGCCUGUCGCUAGAAAGCAGCAAAGAGAACCAGCAGCCUGAGGGUCGGGCCAGCUCCUCUAGUGGGAAGCCCCUCUCGGGCAGCCAAGCUGCAGGGGGCAUACAGGAGAUGGUGGCCAUGUCCCCAGAACUGGACACCUACUCCAUCACCAAGAGGGUCAAGGAGGUCCUCACAGACAACAACCUAGGGCAGCGGUUGUUUGGUGAGAGCAUCCUGGGGCUGACACAGGGCUCCGUGUCAGACCUACUGUCGAGGCCCAAGCCCUGGCACAAGCUGAGCCUGAAGGGUCGGGAGCCCUUUGUACGCAUGCAGCUGUGGCUGAGCGAUCCCCACAACGUGGAAAAGCUGCGGGACAUGAAGAAACUGGAGAAGAAAGCCUAUCUGAAACGCCGCUAUGGACUCAUCAGCACAGGCUCCGACAGCGAGUCACCAGCUGUGCACUCUGAGUGCCCCAGCCCCUGUCAGCAGCCACAGGAGCUGAGCCUCACGCAGGCCAAGAAGCCGCGUGUGGUUCUAGCACCUGCCGAGAAGGAGGCACUGCGGAAGGCUUACCAGCUGGAGCCCUACCCAUCACAGCAGACCAUAGAGCUGCUGUCGUUCCAGCUCAACCUCAAGACUAACACGGUUAUCAACUGGUUCCACAACUACAGGUCCAGGAUGCGUCGUGAGACGCUUACCGAGGGAGCACAGGAUGACACAGACUUGGACCCAGGUGGGGGUUCCGGUGUCCUGGCACCAGGCCACACCCACAUAGACCCCACCCCGAAGAGCCCUGACUCAGAGGCUGAGGACCAAAAGCCCCCAAUGAAGAGCCUGAAGCUGCAGGAAUCUAAGAGUCCUGCACCCCUAGAUGCCCCAGACAGGGCUCUGGUGAGGAUUAAACAGGAGGAGGAUACAGAGGUGGACGAGGACAGCCAGCCCCUGGAUGUAGGGGAUCCAGACAGAGGACAAGGCAGCCCUAAAGAGGAACAUACCCACCCUCUGGAGAACAAUGAACUCCCAGAGCUGGCCCCUGGGCCAUUCCUUUCAGACACACCCAACCCAGACUGCCCCUCAUUGCACACCCCCCAAGAAAAGGAGGUUGGGGAGCAGGUUCACUCAGACCCUCUGAGUUUCAAGUCCACCUCAGAAUCCUCAUGCUGCAGCCUAGAGGGGCCACCGAACUCUCCCUCUGCCAUCUCUUCACCAGACCUCAUGACAUGUGUGUCACCCAUCCCCUCCUCCUCAGCCCCCAUCUCCCCAUCCCUACCUGGCAUCCCACCUGCCAAAGUGCCGAGUGCCAGCCCCACUGCUGACACAGCUGCAGCCUUGCACCCCAGCACCAAGGUGAACCCCAACUUGCAGCGGCGGCAUGAGAAAAUGGCCAACUUGAACAGUAUAAUCUACCGACUGGAGAGGGCUGCAAACCGGGAAGAGGCUCUAGAGUGGGAAUUCUGA
Messenger RNA from Cricetulus griseus (Chinese hamster), 3306 nucleotides. The record is from RefSeq and is a predicted model, not a curated record. NCBI's taxonomy places the organism in Eukaryota, Metazoa, Chordata, Mammalia, Rodentia, Cricetidae.